Messenger RNA from Eremomyces bilateralis CBS 781.70, 1468 nucleotides. RefSeq names its product 3-hydroxyisobutyrate dehydrogenase mitochondrial precursor. Gene Ontology annotation, cellular component: mitochondrion. The transcript is spliced from 3 exons. NCBI's taxonomy places the organism in Eukaryota, Fungi, Ascomycota, Dothideomycetes, Eremomycetales, Eremomycetaceae. The coding region runs from base 498 to 1397 and encodes 299 amino acids. Gene Ontology annotation, molecular function: 3-hydroxyisobutyrate dehydrogenase activity; NADP binding; NAD binding. The record is from RefSeq and is a predicted model, not a curated record. Gene Ontology annotation, biological process: L-valine catabolic process.
CGGUUGCUUUCCCCAGAGCAACCAUUCGAUCCCUUGAUUCCGUCUCGUCCAUCUGGCUCCCGCUGUGGAAUUCGCAAUUCAUGCUCUGUCGCCUCCCUAUUGUACCUGGGUGUACCUAUAAAGGCCGAAAUGCCCGCAAAACUACUCCGUAGGCCGAUCCAGUAACCCGUCACAUCGAUGUGAAUCGCAGCCUGUGGGGCGUCUCCCGCUGGACCUCGCGGAUACCCUCGGCUUUCGUCGUCCGUCGGUUUAGCGCGAAUGGUAUCUUGAUCGGAAAAUCGACGUUUGGGAUCCUGAACAACAAUUUACCAUUUAGGUGAUAUAUUCGCAAAACGGUUUGGAGGUUGUCAGUAAUCGGUAUGGCAGCAGUAUGCAGGGCGUUACGCCCAUUACGGUCAGAGCUACCUCGAUCCGUUUUCAAGCCCCAGCCUUCCUCAAGAGCCUUCUCGAACUCGAGGGACCUGAAAACAUCAUGGGGAUUCAUUGGUCUGGGAAGAAUGGGAUAUGCCAUGGCCAAGAAUCUCCGAGCCAGGAUUCCGGCUGAGGACGUGUUGAUCAUCCAAGAUAUCAACACGGCUGCAACCAAGCAAUUUGUGGAAGAGGCGGGAAUCCAGAAGAUUAAAGUUGCAGACACCGUACGGCAGGUUGCUGAAGAAGCUGAAACUAUCAUCACGGCACUCCCUGAACCGCAGCAUGUCAAGGCCGUCUAUUCCGCAAUGCUGGAUCCGCCCACUCUUCUCACUAGUACCUCUAUUCAAUCUCCUCGUCUGUUCAUUGAUAGCUCUACUAUCGACAUCACGACCUCCGCCGAGGUCGCCGCGCUUGCCCAGGGAAGCAAGCAAGGCAUCUUUAUCGACGCCCCGAUGUCGGGCGGCGUAGUCGGAGCGCAAGCCGGCACCCUCUCAUUCAUGGUCGGAUGUGAACCGGAGCAUCUGGAGCGCGCCAGCGCAGUCUUGAUGAUGAUGGGAAAGCGCGUGCUCCACCUCGGCCGUCAAGGGGCCGGGUUGAAGGGGAAGUUAGCGAACAACUACCUCCUUGCGUUGAACAAUCUCGCGACUGCCGAAGCCAUGAACAUGGGCGUCCAGUGGGGAUUGGAGCCGAAGGCGUUGGCGAACAUGAUCAAUCUUUCCACCGGCAAGUGCUGGCCGAGUGAGGUGAACAAUCCGGUUCCCGGAGUGGUUGAAGCCGCGCCAUCCAGUCGAGGCUAUGAGGGCGGAUUUGGAGUUGGGUUAGCCAACAAGGACCUGAAAUUAGCGUUGAAAGAUGCCCAUGAAGCCGGAGUCAAGAUCGUGCUGGGCGAUGUCGCAAAGCAACUCUAUGACGCUGUUGAGAAGGAUGAGAAGUGCAAAGGCAGGGAUUUCUCGGUCGUUUAUAGGUAUCUCGGCGGAAAGGAAUAAGCUGUAUAGCACAAAAAUGAAUGUACUCUUUUCCAGCAGCAUUCUUCUGUUAAUAUUAGAAGCAAAUCAGG